AUGGCAUCAGUCAAAAUUCCCAAACAAAAAGUCAUUCUUUGUGGUGAAUUUGGUGUUGGUAAAAGUUCAAUUUUUCGUCGAUACGCAACGAACACAUUUGUAACUGCCGUUGAUAGAAAAUCUACUCUAGGAUUAGAUCAUUUUGAUAAAACUUAUGCGGUAGACGGAAGAGAAAUAAAAUUGCAACUUUGGGAUACAGGAGGAAUGGAAAGAGUGGCUUCGAUUACUUCCAGUUAUUAUAAAUUUGCUGAAGCUGCUAUAUUAGUUUUCGCCUUAGAUAAUGCUUCUUCUUUUCACAUACUGUCACAACAUUUAUUAGACAUUGUAACAUAUGCAGAAAAUGCUAAAAUAUUUCUUUGCGGUAAUAAGUCUGAUCUAAUUAGUCCUGUACCUCAGAUUAGCGAUAACGAUAUCGAGAGUUUUUGUGAACAAUGUCAUAAUUUAAUAAGUGGAGUGUAUAAAACUUCAUGUAAAACAGCAGAGGGAAUAGAUGAAAUGUUUUCCGAUAUUGCACAACAACUUGUCGAAAGCAACAAAUCUCGAAUUGAUUUGAAAAAUUUAGAUGCAGACUCGUUUAAAGUUACACCAAUCGAAGAUAAUCCAGAACCUGCUUGCUUAUGCUAG
This is a messenger RNA of Pediculus humanus corporis (human body louse), 624 nucleotides long. RefSeq names its product GTP-binding protein YPT31/YPT8, putative. The transcript is spliced from 3 exons. Gene Ontology annotation, cellular component: endosome. Bases 1 to 624 code for a protein of 207 amino acids. NCBI's taxonomy places the organism in Eukaryota, Metazoa, Arthropoda, Insecta, Psocodea, Pediculidae. Gene Ontology annotation, molecular function: GTP binding; GTPase activity. Gene Ontology annotation, biological process: regulation of endocytosis. The record is from RefSeq and is a predicted model, not a curated record.